Molecule: messenger RNA, 1587 nt
Organism: Yarrowia lipolytica CLIB122
Lineage: Eukaryota; Fungi; Ascomycota; Dipodascomycetes; Dipodascales
Biological process (GO): nuclear pore organization; NLS-bearing protein import into nucleus
Cellular component (GO): nuclear pore nuclear basket; nuclear pore central transport channel; nuclear membrane
Molecular function (GO): phospholipid binding; nucleic acid binding; structural constituent of nuclear pore
Source: RefSeq, a predicted model, not a curated record
AUGUUUGGACAAGCCGCCAAGCGUCAGUUUAAUGGGUUCGACUCGCAGUCGUCGUCCACCGGCGGAUUCGGCACCUCGUCGACGUCUGGAGGCUUCGGAGCGUCCACUGGAGGCCCCUUUGGCACCUCUUCUACGACCCAGACCCAGGCCCAGCCCUCGUUUGGCCAACAGUCGACCUUUGGCACGUCCACCAUUAACGGUAACACGUCGUUUGGUUCCCUGGGCAAUGCGUCGCUCAACCAGUCCCAGUCCUCCUUCUUCAACAGCGACGUUCUGUCCACUCCAACUUCCGCCAACAACAACGGAGGGGCCCCCUCGUACAGCCUGUCGCACUCGCAAUCGGCCUACGAUCUACGAGGAGCAUCCAACGGCAACAGCUAUGGUGCCGGUAACCAGCAAAUGAGAGAACACAGUGCCCCGCUGACUCCAGGCUUCCGAUCGUCUCGAGGUGCUCCUUCCUGGACCUCCAACGACCGACGAUUCGUGCCCUCCCAUCUCUCGGCCAUCAAGCAGAAGUCAUCCUUUUACGCCGGCGAUCGUACCCCCGAACGAUCUGCCAGCUUCACUAGAAGAGCGUCUACUUCCCCUACAAUGAAGUCGUCGCUUGCCAAGGCAGGAGAAUCCCCUCCUUCGGGCGUCGGAGGCUCGUCCUUCGGCACCCCCAAGCCCUCCGGAACCAAGAAACAGACUCAUACCAUCACCGAGGAGGAGCUACCACCCACACAGUCCAUCUACGACUCGCGAGGAUCGCCCUUUAGUGCUGCUCGACGAGGUAACUCGGCUGGAUCGGGGAUGCGUCGUUCGGAGACUUUCAGCAGUAACCCAACAGCCGCUCGAAAGACUCUGCGAGCCACUGCCUCCUUUAACCAUGCUAACACCCCCCGGAAACUGGCGAUGGGCAGCGAUGGCAACCUGUCCGUCGUUGUCUACGGGUUCCCCCAGCAUCUCACGCCGUCCAUCGUGUCGCACUUUAACAACUUUGGCGAGAUCAUGGAGAACGUAGAGCCCAGCGACGCCUCGUUCGGUCUGUCUACCACCCCAGUCAAGCGGCCUCCUCCCGGAAACAGACCUCCUGUUUUUGCUGGCCGAAAUUGGAUCAAAAUCACCUAUGACAACAAGGCGUCUGUGAUCCGAGCGCUGGCCGAAGACGGCACCCAGUUUGCCGGCCAGUACGUAAUUGGCUGCAAGCCGUACACGCCAUCGCAGAUGCGCGACUUUGACGCCAUUUCGGCCUCUAUGUUGGACUCGCACGACGCCAGCAUGAUGGACUCAGACUACCAAGACUCGCCCAUCAAGUCCAAGUUCCCCCAGACUCAGCAGCAGAACACUAGCCUCUACCCCAACCCUUCAGCAUCUGCAUCUGUUUCUUCUUCGGAGCGAAGUCUGCCUCGGACCACAUCGCUGCCUGCUCUCAACGGCGCCAAGCGGCUGGAGAUUCGAGACGGAACCAACACCGUGUUCAAGCAGCCCUCCUCCAAGACCAUCACCAACCCCAAAGUCAAGAAAACGGGUCUCGCUGAGAAGACGGGCUGGUUGUCCUGGACCGCCAAGCGGGCCGAAGAGCUCAUUUUCGGAUACGAGGUUUAA